AUGGACAACGCUGAAUUAGCUCUCAGCCAGCCUCCUCAUGGCAAUAUCCCAUGCUCGGAUCAAUGCCAGCCUUCAGCGGUAGACAAGCCGCUCAACAACGAGUCAAGCAACGCGGACCCUGAGCAAUCCUCCCAAGGCAAAGCGGGCCUUGCUCCCCCCGGCUCCAACUCUAGCUCUUCCAAUGAGUACAAGCAUCAACGUCGCGCACUGCGCUGCUGUCUCGGCCUGCAAGAGCUAAUCACCGCCUUCCUUGCCGAGCACACUCGGCCCUCCACCAUCACCAUCCAGGCCACCAACCAUCGACGCAUCAUGCAACAGGCAGGCACACUACUCGUAUCCAUGGAACAUGCGUUGCGCAACCUGCAGCUCGCGAUUCCAGCCAAGUACCGCACUCUAUGGCUUAGGCAUCAGAUCGACGAGUACACCACAACGCUGGAGGCCAUGCGCGAAUUCAUGCGCGCGCCUGGCUCGUCAGGCCGUGUCUUUGACAUCGGUAGGUAG
Bipolaris sorokiniana ND90Pr is the source of this 501-nucleotide messenger RNA. RefSeq lists its product as uncharacterized. NCBI's taxonomy places the organism in Eukaryota, Fungi, Ascomycota, Dothideomycetes, Pleosporales, Pleosporaceae. The transcript has a single exon. Bases 1 to 501 code for a protein of 166 amino acids. The record is from RefSeq and is a predicted model, not a curated record.